Odocoileus virginianus texanus is the source of this 421-nucleotide messenger RNA. The record is from RefSeq and is a predicted model, not a curated record. Lineage: Eukaryota; Metazoa; Chordata; Mammalia; Artiodactyla; Cervidae.
GUAGCCCGCCUGGGGCGUGUUGACGCUGUCCCCGAUCCAGUAGGGUUGGAUGAAGAGCGCCAUGACCAGCACGGAGAAGCAGAUGGAUGACGGCGAGCUCUGCCUGAACAGUGCCCAGUGCAACAGCAAGUGCUGCCACCGGGAAGACGGGCUGAGCCUGGCCCGCUGCGCACCCAAGGCCCGCGAGAACAGCGAGUGCUCCGCCUUUACGCUCUAUGGGGUUUACUACAAGUGUCCCUGUGAGCGGGGCCUGACCUGCGACGUUGACAAGACCAUCGUGGGCUCCAUCACCAACACCAACUUCGGCGUCUGCCUUGAUCUCUGACGUGCCGCAGAGCGUGAAGAAGUCUGGAGAUGGAAAUGUUGGCAUGUGUUUGGGUGCUAGCUCCUCUCAGCAAACUCCUUCACCGGGGCUCCUAAC